AAUCUUUUUUUUUUUUUCGGUGCUUACCUCAGUUGUAUCUUCUUGAAAAGUACAAACGUGCAAUAAAACAGGAGCUUUGGCAAGAUCUAGUUCCGGCUUUGUCUUUUUAAUCUUUAAACGCUGGAAGUGUUUCAAAGACAGCCCACCAUGCGUUGAAGGGAAAGUGUCUUGAUUGGUUGAGCUUUAGCUCAGGAAAGGCCCGAAGGCGAAGUCAACAGCAUAGUAAACAGCUGUGGCCAAUACCCGCUACAAUCCCAUACAAUAGCGUAUGGCAAUCCUAUAUAUAUCGAACGUCUCGUAAAAGAUCAUUUUAUACUACCAACUAUAAGGUCAGAUAAGAGGCACCCUUGAAGCAAUCAGUGGGAAAUCAAAGUCCUUGGUAUUCCUCCUUUGCCCAACGCGGACGGCGGCAUUUGAGUGCAGAAGAAAAUGUCCAAGUCUAAAGACGAGACGAGGAUUUACCGCUUUAUUAGAGAUGACGAUGACCGAAAUUCUGCAGUUUAUGUCAGAACGCGCUCUAUAGUCUGCGUCUCCAUUGUCGUUAUUCUCCUCUCCAUGAUCACGGGCUUUCUAAUUGGCUACUUCAUACCGAAAAGUGUUGAGCAUGCGCAUCCCGUCGAGUCAUCAGACGAGAACAAACAUGCAAGUUACCAACAGCAACUGGUAGAAAGCGUGGAUAAAGGAAGCCUGGAAGAGCUGUUAAGACACUUCAGCCAUCGGCCCCACAUUGGGGGCUCCGAGGAAAGCCAUCGACAGGCCUUUGAAAUUCGGGACACAUGGCAGAAAUAUGGCUUCGACAAGGUGGAAUUGACAAGCUAUGACGUCAUGCUGUCAUAUCCACAGGCAAACCAAGUGAAUACAGCAAAGAUAAUUAGCAACACGGGUGACGUCAUCUACAAGACGCGAACGCAAGAAAAGGUAUACGAGCCAAGCGAGAAGGAUCCCUCAGCUAUCCCACCAUUCCUUGCGUACUCUCCGUCUGGGAAUGUUACUGGAGACCCCGUUUAUGCUAAUUAUGGGCGUGUUGAGGACUUCAAGCAUCUUUUGUCGAAUGGCGUACAGGUCAAAGAUCGCGUCGUCAUCAUGCGCUACGGGAGAGCCUACCGAGGAAGUAUGGUAGCCAAUGCGUAUCGUUAUGGCGCUAUUGGUGCCCUAAUCUACACGGACCCCAAGAAAUAUGCUCCGUACGGAACCGACCUCGCUGACACCUUUCCCAACACGUGGUGGUUGCCAGGCGACGGUGUACAAAGAGGCACUACGUUGAAUGGUUACCCUGGUGACCCGCUGACCCCCUUGUUUCCCUCUGUACCAGGCGCGUACAGGCUCAAGGUGAAUCGAACGGUAAUCAAGUCUCUGCCGAGGAUACCCUGUCACGCGAUUGGGUACGAUGACGCUGAGGAGAUCCUUGCUCGCAUGUCAGGUUCACCAGCGCCUUCUGAUUGGCAGGGCAAUCUACCAAUCACAUACCGCCUCGGUCCAGGCUUUCAAGACACCAAUCUUCAACUCAAUAUGCACAUAAUCACUGAGCUGUCAAUCAAUACCACCUAUGACGUCAUAGCGACCAUCACCGGCCGUGAGGAGCCAGAUCGUCUAGUGAUACUUGGAAACCACAGGGAUGCUUGGGUCUUCGGUGCAGUGGACCCCGUCACGGCAACCGCUGCCACCAUGGAGACGGCGCGAGGGCUCAGUAAGCUGCUUAAUGCGAGCUGGCGUCCGCGAAGAUCCAUCAUGCUUUGCAGCUGGGGGGCGGAGGAGCAUGGUAUAAUUGGUUCCACGGAAUGGGUGGAGGAAAACCUGAAAGUCUUGGAGAGCAAAGCUGUCGUUUAUCUUAACAUGGACGUCGCUGUUAAUGGGAACUUCUCCUUCUUCUUUUCCUCGAGUCCACUUCUCUAUUCUAUAAUCAAUAAUACUCUGAAAGAAAUUCUCGACCCGCGAAGCACGCCAGAUAAAAAGCUGACUUUGUAUGACGUCAUGGCUAAGAGCUUCCCUUCCUCCACGCAUCCUGGCCAGCCAAAUAUGGUCACUCUACCGAGCGGAAGUGACUUCCACAGCUUCUAUCAGUACGUCGGGAUCCCUUACGCGGACUGGGGCUACUUCUGGGCCCAGAAGAAUUUCUCUUUCUCGUACACAGGGUUCCCGGUAUAUCACACAUUGCAUGAGACGUUUUACUGGUAUAAGAAAUUCCUCGACCCCAGGUUUGAGCUCUUGCGGUCGGUGACCCAGUUCUGUGGACUACUGCUUAUGCGAUUAUCCGAUUCGCCGCUCAUUCCCUUCACGUUAACACCGUAUAACACCAUCGUCAAUCGUUAUUUUGCAAGUUUGCAGCUAAACGCCGAGGUUUCGGCUCACUCCAUCGAUCUACAAUACCUCGAACGAGCAGUUCGAAAUCUAUCUAAAGAGAUUGAUGAAUUUGAGAAAAAAAUUAAAGACGUCGAGGAAAACAAAAACUUUAUUUCGCUUCGAGUCCUCAAUGACAAGCUGUUGAAUUUUGAGCGCGCAUUUAUAUUUCCGUAUGGAAUUCCCGGCAUCCCUAGCGCGCGGCAUGUGAUUUUCGCGCCAAAUAUUUAUGACAUGGCCAAGUUUCAGGAAGGAACAUUUCCCACCAUUGGUAACGCAAUGCAUGCAAAGGACUGGGACCAAGUGAGGGAGCAAGUCACCGUCGUGGCGUGGUGUGUGAUGUCGGCUGCUAAAGUUCUGGCUAGCUGAACACACGAACUGCUAUUAAAAUCAUUAGAUUAUCAGUCGAACUAUAGUACUAUAACAAACAGUGUCGUAUGCUUUGGGGAGUAAAGUAAAAAAGUAUAGUAAAAAAAA
Molecule: messenger RNA, 2814 nt
Organism: Nematostella vectensis (starlet sea anemone)
Lineage: Eukaryota; Metazoa; Cnidaria; Anthozoa; Actiniaria; Edwardsiidae
Product: N-acetylated-alpha-linked acidic dipeptidase 2
Exons: 7
Coding region: 430-2706 (758 amino acids)
Molecular function (GO): carboxypeptidase activity
Source: RefSeq, a predicted model, not a curated record